AUGGCUUCGCGAUGGGCUCAAGUCACAUGUUUCAUAUUAAUAGUUAUUAUGAAUUUGAGCUCAUGGAUCGAUAUUCAAGGAAUAAUGGUAGAAUUACCAUUAAUAAUUCCACUUUUGCCAGAAGGUUGGGCACUACCAUCAUCAAUGACAAUAUGUGCGACAGUAGCUGGUAUCGCUCCAAUUUUGGUCCUUAUAUUACGCUGUUAUCAAGGAAAACGAUUUUCGGAAAUUCCGUUCAUCUACAUAAUCAUCAUCGUUGGCAUUAUUUCAUGUUGUGUAUUAGCAUUUUUCUGGCAACGAACAGCUUUUAUAUUCGGCAGUCAAAGAAGUAUAUGGUUACUAGGAGGCGUUUUAACAUUGUCAACGGUUGAUUGUACUUCAUCACUCGUAUACUUCGAUUAUAUGAAACGAUUUCGCGCAUCAUAUUUAACUGCUGUUUUUCUCGGUGAGGGCUUGACGGGCCUGAUUCCUACUCUAUUAGUGUUAGCACAAGGCUUAGGUAGCGAAGAAGUUUGUAUUCCAAUCGUUAACGGCACUGGUUUUACAGCACAAUAUACUCAGCCACGUUUCAGUGUGAAAAUUUUCAUGUUUUGUAUUGGAGGAAUUAUUUUGUCAACUUCUCUUAAUUUUUCAAUUCAAAGUCCAGAUUCGAAUCAACCCGCUGAAGUUAUUGAUCGAGCUGAAUCUAUGGCGAUGAUCCCCGAGACGAAACUAGAAAAAUGCUCAUCAUCAUCUUCUUCUUCUCAAAUGAGUUAUAAAUCGUAUCUUUUCCAAUUGACGUUGAAUACAAUAAUGUCUGCAUUUAUAUACGGAUGCUUGCCAUCAUUGAGCACGUAUUCAAUGUUACCAUAUGGUCAAAAAGCUUUUUACUAUUCGAGUAUUUUGAAUCCAUUGGCGUAUCCUGUUGCUUCAUUGGUGAGCAUUCGUUGGGUGACUAUGUCGACUUUAGCGACCAUUCUAUGGUCAUCGAUUGGUUUUGGUCUCUGUGUGUUCAUCGCAAUAAUUGCAUGGCAAAGUCCAUGUCCCUGGUGGGCUGAUACCUUUCAUGGAGGUCUGAUCAUGACUGGUGUUUGGUUUAUCACGAUAUUAAUAGUAGCUUAUAUUCGGAUAGCUAUUGGUAAUCGUAUACGAAGGGAAUGGCUACAAGAAAGUGCAAUGUUUUACUUUGGACUAACUGUUGAAUUAGGAUCAGUAAUUGGUAGUGUUCCUAUGUACAUUUUAGUUAGCGUUUUACAUCUGUUCACCGAAAGACAGCCAUGUCAACGCUACUGCUUGAAAUGA
Molecule: messenger RNA, 1281 nt
Organism: Adineta ricciae
Lineage: Eukaryota; Metazoa; Rotifera; Eurotatoria; Adinetida; Adinetidae
Source: the annotation of a GenBank genome assembly